Molecule: messenger RNA, 1524 nt
Organism: Rhineura floridana
Lineage: Eukaryota; Metazoa; Chordata; Lepidosauria; Squamata; Rhineuridae
Gene: MTIF3
Product: mitochondrial translational initiation factor 3
Exons: 4
Coding region: 326-1159 (277 amino acids)
Biological process (GO): mitochondrial translational initiation; ribosome disassembly
Cellular component (GO): mitochondrion
Molecular function (GO): translation initiation factor activity; ribosome binding
Source: RefSeq, a predicted model, not a curated record
CUCGUCAGUUGCACCCUUCCCCAGCCGUACACGCUAUAAAGCAGCGCACGGAUCGGAACACCGUCCUCACGACCUACAAGCGCAUCGCCCAAUCCGUUCCAGGCACCCUCCCUUUCCAGUACUGUAUUCAGCCAGACAGACACGCUCAGAAAGAUCGGCAGGCUUGUCCCCGCCCCGCUUCCUCCGCAAGCCCUUCCUCUUCCUCUCGGACGGGCGAUUUUGUUUCUCUUCCAAGUUCCUCGGCGGUGGGACUGCUUACGAUCCCAGGGGAAUCGCACAGGUUUCUGGGUGUUUUUUGUAAACCUUUUUCCCCACUCUAUCAAGAAUGGCUGCCUUAUGCCUAAAGAAACUAUUGGAUCAGGCCAGAAGGAAUGAAGUAAACCACAUCACUAGGCAUUUUGCCAGUUUCUUGAUGCAACCGGUGACAACCACAACGGUCUCUUGGACUUGGAUGAGAGUUCAUGCUAAAAAAGGACUUCUCCCUGUCCCUAUCCAAGCAUUCUGUACAAAUGAAGAUGCCAAGGAGAAACUAACAGGAAAGGAAAGAAUCCCCCAAGCCAAAAAAAAGGUUGAAAGCGUUGGGAGGAAAAUCCCCCAUCGGAUUAUUCAGCUGAUUGAUGAAAAUGGGGAGAACCAGGGAACCAUCCACAGGGCAGAUGCAAUUCGAAUCAUGGAUGAAAGGGGGGUGAGGCUUGUUCUGCUGGUGGAGAAUGCAGACCCUCCAGUGUACAGACUCAUGACCGGGCAGCAGAUUCACGAAGAGCGCAUUAAACUUAGAGAGAAGCAGAAAGCCAGCUCCAAAAAUGGCCCUGUUCAACAGAAGGAAUUAACGUUUUCUACAGCUAUUGCGCAGCAUGAUUUAGAUGCAAAAAUAAAACAAAUUCAGCAAUGGAUUGACAAGAAGCAUCACGUCAGGAUUACAGUGCGCCAGAAGAAUGUUAGUGAGGGGUCAGAAAAGAUGCUAGCAUUAUUUGGUCAGAUUUUGGAUACAAUGCCUGAGAAAGCGACUUACCUCUCCGAGCCCCGCAUUGUCAAAGAAGGAAGGAGCACAUGUGUGAUAAGACACAUGUCAGACAGAGAAAUAAGUGGAUACAAGAACGAAAAAGAUCAUAAGGAUAAUGAAAAGGACAGUACUGAAUCAGAAACCCUCAAGCAGUGAUUUCGUUUUAAACACACAAAACUGAAUUUGCUUCAAUGUCUCUCCCAUUUUUUGUACAGUUCUCAUAAACUUGCCAAUAGUGGCCACUUCAUAAAGCUAUUGUGUAUGUUCAUCCAAAACUCUAGUCAAGGGAAAGUGUUUCCACAGUAGGCAGCGUGGAGCUCAUUGCAAGUGCAGUCAAAGUCUCAUCUACCAAGGAUACAUUUCUUCGCUGUGCUUUAGGUGGGAUGAAUCCACUGAGACGCGAGGCCAAACUCCGCUUAGGACGUGGCUUUUUAGCCUUAGAAAAGGAAAUAUUCAACAACGUAUGAAUCUGGGAUUGAAGGAAGCGGCCGACAAUAUAAACAAGAAAGCUUUAAAAAUAA